AUGGCUCGGAAGAAAAAAUCAUGGACACCGAAGCAAGGGAAGUGGCAGUCCAAUGCAAUGGCCAGUGCAUAUACAGCAGUAACUGAAGGGAGACUAGGCAUCAGAGAGGCGGCUAAACAGUAUGGAGUACCCAAAUCAACACUGUCAAGAAGGAUCCGCAAGGGGAUACCGAGUUCCUUGCCGGCUACAAGACCACCUGUAUUCAGCAUGGCUGAUGAGGAUGAACUUGUACGCCACCUCAAAGAUCUUGAAAGCCAAGGCUUCGGCAUUGGACUGCAGGCUGUGUGCAAGCUUGCGUAUGAGAUGGCAGAGCAUGCUGUGCACACCCCUUCAAGCAUCAUAGCUGCUAGGGGGAAGAAAACAGUGCAGUCUCGCACAAGUGGGGAACGAGGGGAGAAUGUAACUGUCCUGAUAUGCGCUAGUGCCAGUGGCUCGGUACUUCCUCCUUUCAUCAUUUUCAAGGGUCAGCGUCUCAAUGUAGGCUUGACUGCUAAUGCACCACCAGGAACCCUGUUCGGAACAAGUAAGUCUGGCUUCAUUGAUGCGGAGCUGUUUGGCACAUGGUUCACAAAGCUCUUCUUGCCAUCAAUACCUCCCACACGCCCAGUUCUUCUAAUUCUCGAUGGGCAUGCAUCCCACAUUAACAUUGAAACUCUCAGGUGUGCCCGUGAGAACUCUAUCCACAUGUAUUGCUUACCACCCCACACCACAAAUCACACUCAGCCAUUGGACAAGUCUGUUUUCAAGUCUGUGAAAACUGCCUACAACCAGCGAUGUGACAAAUUCAUGCGCGACAACCCGAACCGGAUCAUCACCAGAUACGACUUCAGUGGUCUGUUCACAGAUGUAUACCACAAAGUGUUUACCAUGGCCAACAUCAUCAGCGGAUUCAAGUCAACAGGCAUUUAUCCAUAUAAUCCUAAUGCCAUUACUCCCGAGCACCUUCAGUUCUCUGCAGUGGAGACAGAGAUAACAUACCAAGCUGCUGAAGUUCCAGGUCCACCUACCAAUGAUGACGGAGUUGUCACCAUGCCUGUUGUCCUUGAAUUCAAUGCAGAAGUGCAUGUGAAUCCUACUGACACAGAGCAGGAGGAAGUCAUCUUAAAGAAACCUACUGCUACAGAAGAUGCUGCUGACCAGGAAACGCCAUCACUGGAAUCUGACGAUGAACCUGAGCCCAUGGAUAUUGAACCAGGACCCACCUCUCCACAUGCAGUCUCCCCUCCUACUGCAGUGUCCUCUCCAGGUACAGUCUCCCCAGCUGCAAGUCAAAACACAAGUAAGUUUUCGGCUGUGCUUAAGAAACCUGUAGUGUCAAAAGUGAUAAAACCUGGCAGACAAACCAACCGCAUCACUGAGGCACGAUGCCUGACCUCUGAUGAGGUGUUCCACCGGGAACUUGAAAAACAGAAAAAGAAGGAAACAGAGGCUGCGGCAAAAGAGGCCAGAAAACUGGAGCGAGAACACAAGAAAGAGCAACGUGAGAAGGAGAAACAAGAAAAGGAACAAAGACUGGAGGAAAGGAAACGGAAAAGAUCGGAGGCGCUGGAAAAGAAGCAAGCGAAGAUUGCUAAGCAAGCAAAAGGAAAAGAGGCCCUCAGUUCAGUGUGUGACCCCGAGAAUGGGGAAAACUACUGUAGUCACUGUGGGGGAUUUUAUGGGGAUGAUGACGACACAGACAGAGAAGACUGGUGGCAGUGCAUUGACUGCAAUGACUGGUAUCAUGAAUCCUGCACAGGACUGUUUGGCCGCCCCAGUGAACUAAUUAAGUUUAUUUGCAAGAAGUGUGACAAGUAAACGUGCAUCAAGUAACAUCUAAAAUGUACUCAGCAUAUCUGGUUAUUUUUUUUCACUUAGACAAUAUAAUAUGGUGCCCAUAAAAGCAUUUACAUGUACUUGGUAAGAACAUGCAUGAUGCAAAAAUUCAUCAUGAACAAGUUGGACAGGAAAGAGACAAAUCUGAAAGAGAUUGUAAAAUGCAGGUUAUGAAAGGUUUCAAACAAUCAAACUGAAAACAAAUGCCAAAUUGUCGCCAGCCCACCUCAAACAGUACAUAUUUGAGUUAGGCAAUUACAACAGCAAAAGAAUAGGUCUUGAGGUUUUUGUUGAAAUUCACUCUAAAAGGAAUCUUUUUGUUCUACAAACAUGUACUGUACACUGAUUUUAGGCAUGAUGGAUGCAUCCAAAACACACGUAAUUAAUUCAAUGUACAUUUGUAAUUUCGUGUUUACUUUGAAUGACAAUGUUGUCAAACAGGGUGGAUUAGUUCCUUUUAAUAGAAGGGCAUCAGUUCUUGAAAAAAUGUGUUUUGCCAUGUAUAUUGCGUAUUUUGAGUGUGUCCCACUUACCCCAUAUGACUGUCCCACUUACCCCAUACGUAGAGAAAAAUCCGACAUUUCAGUCCUGUCAUAUUUUCCCCCAUUUUUCCAAAAAUAAUGCAGCUAGUGCACCAAAAUGAUUAUUGUGUACAAAAAAGACGGUAACAAUGUAAAAAAGUAUUACUUUUAGUAAAUCUAAUCUCUUAUUUUAG
Molecule: messenger RNA, 2530 nt
Organism: Acanthaster planci (crown-of-thorns starfish)
Lineage: Eukaryota; Metazoa; Echinodermata; Asteroidea; Valvatida; Acanthasteridae
Cellular component (GO): nucleus
Molecular function (GO): DNA binding
Source: RefSeq, a predicted model, not a curated record